Messenger RNA from Eutrema salsugineum, 1167 nucleotides. RefSeq lists its product as uncharacterized. Lineage: Eukaryota; Viridiplantae; Streptophyta; Magnoliopsida; Brassicales; Brassicaceae. The transcript has 3 exons. Gene Ontology annotation, biological process: protein transport. The coding region runs from base 1 to 1167 and encodes 388 amino acids. The record is from RefSeq and is a predicted model, not a curated record.
AUGUUUGGUUUUCUGUUGGGAUGGCGAAAGGCCUCCAAGUGUAAGAGAGUGGUGAAACAGCUUCAGUGUCGUCUAAAGCUGCUCAAGACCAAGAAAUACGCCAUUUCCUCAAACUUGCGCCACGACAUAGCUCAGUUGCUCCGCAUUGGUGAACGAAACCGUGCUCUUCAUCGGGCUCAACAUCUCUUCCUUGAUGAGAAUCUCAUGUCCCUCUACCACUUGCUGCUUCAAUUCUCCGACUUCAUCCUCCUCCACCUCUCCUACAUUCGGAGGCACAGAGAACUUUCUGAUGGCAUCAAUGAAGCGGUUUCAACACUUGUCUUUGCCUCUGCGAGGUGUGGAGACCUGCCUGAGCUACGCACUUUGAGGCUUCUUUUUGGGAAGCGUUACGGGCAACCCUUUGUGGCAACGGCUCUCCAUCUUCUCCCUGGCAAUCGUGUCAACCCUCAGGUUACAGAGAAACUCUCCAUAGUUUCAGUAUCAGAGGAUGCCAAGUCCAAAUUGUUGGCCGAGAUAGCAGCGGAGUACGGCCUGCGUCACGAAGUUUUGGCACUCCAAUACACUCCCGAAUUUCACAAACAGGUAAUAGAAAGCAGGGAGCCAGAAGAAGAACAGGAAGUAGUUACGGGUUCCGAUUUAACCUCUGCUCAGACGUGUCCAUCUCAAGAAGCUGAGAGCGAAGCAGAAGAGUAUAAGUUUACUCUCAGGGAUGCGGAUGUGGAGGAAAAACAAGAAGAGAGUCGUCGUAGUAAAGCAUCAAGGGAUCAAAGAAAAGUAUGUAAUGAGGAUGAUUUCAUAGAGGAGGAAGUGGUGGAGAAAGAUCAGAGAGUACUAUUCAGAUUCAAAGAGACUGAAGAAGAGAGAAGAGAGAGAAAGAGGUCAAGCAGACGAUCAAUAUCAGCUUCAAGCAGCCCAAUCGCCAAAGACGUGGAAUGUUGGAGGUACUAUUACAAGGGAAGGAGAAGUUAUCAAAAGAAAGAGUGUGGUCAGUGUUACCAUAUAGUGUACAACGUGUUCUCAAUGUGGUCGGAUCAAAAGGAAGAAGAAGAAGGAGAAAGAGGGUUAAAGGAAGCUAAGCAUGUUCAUCCUAAGCUUCCCCACCACGAUCAGAUUGCUGCUCACUUUACUGCCCUUAGGAGCCAACAGCAACAGAUGCCUGGACCUUAA